Messenger RNA from Phasianus colchicus (ring-necked pheasant), 10075 nucleotides. NCBI's taxonomy places the organism in Eukaryota, Metazoa, Chordata, Aves, Galliformes, Phasianidae. The record is from RefSeq and is a predicted model, not a curated record.
AUGAAGCAGUGUGCACAAACUGGAACACUGGAAGUUCUGCCUAAACAUCAGGUAGCACUGCUGUACCAUAUAUUGGCAAAUGUAAUCAUUUUCAUCUGUGGAAACUUGGCUGGAGCAUACCACAAACACCUCAUGGAGCUGGCACUGCAGCAGACGUAUCAGGACACAUGCAACUGCAUCAAAUCCCGAAUCAAGUUAGAAUUCGAGAAGCGCCAACAGGAGCGUCUUCUUCUUUCUUUACUGCCUGCUCACAUUGCCAUGGAAAUGAAAGCAGAGAUCAUUCAGAGGUUACAAGGUCCCAAGGCAGGUCAGCUGGAAAAUACAAACAACUUCCACAACUUGUAUGUCAAACGACACACCAAUGUAAGCAUCUUGUAUGCUGAUAUUGUGGGAUUCACUCGCCUGGCCAGUGACUGCUCACCAGGAGAACUGGUGCACAUGCUGAAUGAGCUGUUUGGCAAGUUUGAUCAAAUUGCAAAAGAAAAUGAAUGUAUGAGAAUUAAAAUCCUAGGUGACUGCUAUUACUGUGUUUCUGGACUACCUAUAUCUCUUCAAAAUCAUGCCAAGAAUUGUGUGAAAAUGGGACUGGACAUGUGUGAAGCCAUUAAGAAAGUGAGAGACGCAACUGGAGUCGAUAUUAACAUGCGUGUAGGAGUGCACUCUGGAAAUGUACUUUGUGGAGUUAUUGGGCUACAGAAGUGGCAGUACGAUGUGUGGUCGCAUGAUGUCACUCUGGCAAAUCACAUGGAAGCUGGAGGGGUCCCAGGCCGUGUUCACAUCACUUCAGUCACCUUGGCACAUUUGAAUGGAGCUUACAAAGUGGAAGAUGGGGAUGGAGAUGUGAGGGACCCAUAUCUGAAAGAGCAUAAUGUUAAGACUUACUUUGUAAUCAAUCCUAAGGGAGAGAAGCGAAGUCCUCAACACCACAUUAGACCUCGACAUACUCUUGAUGGAGCCAAAAUGAGAGCUUCUGUCCGCAUGACCCGGUACCUGGAAUCUUGGGGAGCAGCCAAGCCAUUUGCACACUUGCACCACAGGGACAGCAUGACCACUGAAAACGGCAAGAUUAGCACAACAGAUGUUCCCAUGGGGCAGUAUCAUUUUCAGCGUUGCAGAGAGAGAACAAAAUCUCAGAAAAGAAGAUUUGAAGAGGAACUAAAUGAGAGGAUGAUUCAGGCCAUUGAUGGAAUUAACGCUCAAAAGCAGUGGCUUAAAUCUGAAGACAUACAAAGAAUAUCACUUCUUUUCUAUAAUAAGACUCUGGAAAAAGAAUACAGAGCAACCACUCUGCCUGCGUUUAAGUACUAUGUGACUUGUGCCUGUCUCAUAUUCUUCUGCAUUUUUGUUGUGCAGAUUCUGGUAUUGCCAAAAACAUCUAUUCUUGGAAUUUCAUUUGGGGCUGCGUUUCUCUUGCUCUCUUUCAUUUUAUUUAUCUGCUUUGCUGGACAGCUUUUGCAAUGUAGCAAGAAAGCAUCAGCUUCACUGUUGUGGAUCCUGAAAUCAUCUGGAAUAAUUGCAAACCGUCCUUGGCCACGGAUCACUCUCACAUUGACAACAACUGCUAUAAUAUUAACUAUGGCUGUGUUCAACAUGUUUUUCCCGGAUAAUGCUGUGACAGCUUUUCCCCCAGUUCUUAAUUCAUCAAAUGCAAGUUUUCCUAAUUUGAGUAAUCAGACACGGUGGUGUAUACAAAACAACUGUUUUUUCCUACCGUAUUUUAUAUACAGCUGCAUAUUAGGGCUCAUUUCCUGUUCCGUUUUUCUGAGGAUAAAUUAUGAGCUGAAAAUGGUCAUCAUGUUGAUUGCAUUAGUGGGCUACAAUGUUAUCCUUCUGCACACUCACGGGUCCAUGCUAGAUGACUACAGCAAAUUUAUGUACGCAACAGCGCCUCUAAAAAGGCCUGGAAUACUGAAAGACCUGAAGACAAUGGGCUCAAUUUCUUUGUUUAUAUUCUUCGUCACGUUACUGGUUUUGGGUAGGCAGAAUGAAUAUUACUGUAGGUUAGACUUCCUGUGGAAGAACAAGUUCAAAAAAGAGCGGGAGGAGAUUGAAACCAUGGAGAACCUAAAUCGGGUGCUUCUGGAGAAUGUGCUUCCAGCCCAUGUAGCUGAACACUUCUUGGCAAGAAACCUGAAGAAUGAGGAUCUAUAUCAUCAGUCAUAUGACUGUGUCUGUGUCAUGUUUGCCUCUAUUCCGGAUUUCAAGGAAUUUUAUACAGAAUCUGAUGUAAAUAAGGAAGGCUUGGAAUGUCUCAGGCUGCUAAAUGAGAUCAUUGCUGACUUCGAUGAUUUAUUGUCUAAGCCAAAGUUCAGUGGAGUUGAAAAGAUAAAGACCAUUGGAAGCACGUAUAUGGCAGCAACAGGAUUGAGUGCUACACCCAACCAAGAACAGUAUCAGGAACCUGAACGACAGUAUAUGCACAUAGGAACCAUGGUGGAGUUUGCAUUUGCAUUAGUGGCGAAACUGGAUGUCAUAAACAAGCAUUCUUUUAAUGACUUCAAGUUACGAGUAGGUAUUAACCAUGGACCUGUAAUAGCUGGAGUAAUUGGAGCUCAAAAACCACAAUAUGAUAUCUGGGGUAAUACAGUAAAUGUGGCCAGCAGGAUGGACAGCACUGGUGUCUUAGAUAAAAUACAGGUUACAGAAGAGACAAACAAUGUCCUUCAAACACUGGGGUACAUGAGCACUUGCAGAGGAAUCAUAAAUGUAAAAGGAAAAGGAGAACUGAAGACAUACUUUGUACAUACAGAAAUGACAAGAUCCCUUUCACAAGGGAAUGUGGCAUCUUGAAGAAUGCUUGUACAUGUCAUUGAUACCAUAUUUUCAGGAAAGUAUCACGCACUUUUUAACUACAUUUUGGCCCUUAACAUGCGUGCUAUUUUCUGAUAUGUGGCACUUAUUUUAAUAUGGCUGCAUAGUCCCAUGAGCCAUCAUUUUGCACCUUGAUAUUCCUAUGUUCAAGGACAGUUGUGAUGUACACUAUAGGACUGGAAGAUUGUACUGCAACUUGCACAGUUAUUCCAAGACAAGAAAGGAAUAGGAAUUAAAAGGAGGUAACUCAUCCUGAAAGGACUAAAAAGAGAUGUUGGUGACAAAUGUGGGGAAAAAAGGCAAUAAAGCUAGGGGUGCAUACUAUUUCCUGAUGCAUGGUGUUUUCUGGAAAAUACAGUCGCUCCCCAAUAGCAUCCACUAAUCUGGUAUUAAAGCAUACAGUAUUUGUAAAUAAGUUUACUCGAUCCACACAUGAGUUGGAUGUGAUCACCAGUUGCAUCUCAUAGCCGGGGACACGUUGGGUGGCUUGCUGGCAUUCUUUCUGAAGAGAGAACUAACAAUGCUGGAAUAGUUUUGUACAAACGUGUCAAAUGUUUUGAAGCUAUUGUCUUUUGUAAGGUUAAUUCAUUAAAAGUUUAUAUGUAAUUUGUCUUACUGUUGCUGUCUCUUAGUUUUGCUUCCUUCUGUGGCUUCUGUACCUCUACACCUGAGCAUCUUCUGCUGCAGCUGCUGUAUUUUAUUCAGUGAUUAGAUAUUGAAGCAGGCUGUGGCCAGCUAUCUUCUUAGCUUAGGUCGUUAAUAUCUGUAAGAUUUGCUACUGCCUUUCAGAAAUUGAAUCAAUUCUAUUGUCUUCAGUCUUUCUUAGUAUCCUAGGCACUUUGCAGUCAUUUGGUCCCUAGGUGACAGAGAAGACUUCAAGUCCACAAACAUGAAUGAGAACGAAGUGGAGGAUACUGGAGACAUAACCAGUGUUGCUGCUCUACAAUGGGCCUGCAGUGCUUAAACAGUAACUAAGAGAAGCUGUAGGAAAGAGGAAACAUUGUGUUUUUACUUUGACCACCUCAUCUGCCCUUGCACGCCUUUCACUUAUCUUUACAGUGCCCAAUUUCAUUUAAAAUAAUCAAAUUUAUCAGAACAUAAUUGAUACAGUCUGUCUAUUUUUGAAGAUACAAAAAAAAUUGCUAUUUUGUGGAUAUUCAAGAUCAAUUCAAAUCUUGUUGAAUAGUAACUUGCAGAUUUUCAUAGAUGAGCAAAUGUGAGAGACUGAAAAAGGGUAAACAUACUCCUUUGAAGGUACUACAAAGAUUAUUUUUGUCUUGCCAUUAUCAGUACUUGCUAUUAACAUGUUUUUAGUCAUCAUAACAGGCUAACAAACCAAAAUUAAUAAAAGUCUCAUACUCAAAAAUAUAGCUAUAAUAUUUUUUCUGUUAUGGUAUUGAAAUGUAAAGAGUAUUCAUUAAACAGUUUUCAGAUUUCAUAUUCGUGAAACAUUUGUAUACAUUUGUAUUGCAUUGGUGUCCUUUCAGAAGGAUUUCCCAAAAUAUUCCCUAUAUAAAUGGCAUCAGGCUGCACAGUCUCAUUGAGUGUGGCAAGGUUACCAACAGCCACCAUCUGCCCUCUAGCAAAUUGGAAUAGCAGUCAAUCUUGAAAUGUCUACAUUUGGAAUAAAAUAGACACCUUGAAUUUUUAUUUCUUAAAUUAAAAAUUAAAUUAAAUUGGGAAAAAUAGAAAACAACUUAGAUUUUGAAUGUACUCUGAGCCUUUAAAACCAUUCUAGUAUUAGCACAGGUCAAAGCAAUCAUUUCUUACUGUAGAUGAAAACUCUGUAAGUUGAUUAUAUUGUACUGUCAUCUCUGUGCAGCUUUCAGGUAUAACCUGUACAUUCAGGGUUUUGUUUUCAUUUGUAUUGUUGCACAUUCUGUGCACCAUUAGUAAACUGUGUAUCUAAUUUGAUAGACUUGUUUCUAUAAUUUUUAUAAAAGUUAAAGUAUAUUAUAUUUCUGUAACCCAUAAAACGUUAAAUUAUUUGAAUAGCUGUGAGCUGACCGGUCCAAUGAAGUGUAAAGAUAAGUAUGUGCCCUCCAAGAACGUGUUGAUAAUGCCCUUAUCUGUGACACUCUGGUGCCCUUGUAAUACUCUGGUAUUCUCUCAUUUUGUACUUGCAUUCUAACUCUCGCUACUGUGUAGCCAAAUUCUGCUAAAGAACAAAAAAAUGGGCAAAAGAUGAAUAUACGUGUAGUACGAUGCCCAAAGAAAGGUGCAUAUUAUCCUUUCUCCAGCCUUUAGUUGCUGAGUAUUAUUAUCUUUCUAGUGCCAAGAAGCUAUUUGUAUCCAAUAAAUAUUUUUUGUCUUCCAAAGCACUUUACAUCUACUGUCUAUACUGUUUUAUUCUUUCCCUGUCUAGACUGACCCAGAGAUCCUCUUUCUUCCUCUCUUGCAGAAAUUUUAUAUUCCACAUUAACUGGAUAUAACACUACUUGAGUGUCACUGUAUAACUUGAAAGUUUUCUGAUAAUCAUAUUUUCUGCAUAACUUUAAGGUUCGAGUUCUACAACUUCCAUGUUGAUGCUACAGUUCACAGGUCGCUAGCAAGUCAUAAACGUCAUGAGUUUCAAAAGCAGAAUGCAAGAGUGCUCAACAACAUGAGGCAGCAGCCACACAAUGAAUAUAAGAGUGAUUCACUGUGAUCUGGGAGAAUGAAACCCAAACACGAACACUCUGGGAGUCUGCUGGAUUUCUUUAUCAAAGACAGUGCUAUGUGCCAAUUUAUGGAGGACUACCAAGGGGCAGGAAGAAAGAGUAGGCUUGCAGAUAUUUUUCUUGACUACAGAAGUAUUUGUAAUCACCUGUAAAGUAAUGCUAUUCAAAUGCUGUUUCCAGAAACAAUCAUUAGCAUCCUAUCUAUCCGGUAUGCAAAGCAUUAUUAAUUCUCUUCAUAUUCCUUUAAUGCUUUACUUAUUUCAUAAACUAUCUACAGACCUUACCUUUUUCCACUGAGGCACAGGUAGCAGUUCAGCCUGCUCAUUUCUAAACAGAAGGCUGUGCACAUUCGUAGGCAGAGGUAUUGAAAGUAUGUCAUAUUGUUUUCCGAACCUGACAGAUUUACUGUUUUACAUGAUGAUUACCUUGUCCUUUGAUAAUUAAUUUUCCUUUUGGUUGUACUUCAGUAUAAAGUUUUUUUUCCUCCUGCAAGAGACAGUCUGUCACUCAUUCAGGGCCUUGAGAAACGAGCACUUGUGUGAAAUGAAUGGCUUGACUUGAGGACCAAAUUACAGCAGAAACUGGACAGUUUUAGAGUCAUCUGUGUUUCAGCUUCUUUUUCAAGGAUGAUGGCUGACAGCAUUUGUUGGAAAGGCUGUCUCUCUUUCAUGGCUCAGGAAUACAUGGCAUUCUGAUACAUGCUGAGGCCAAACAACAAGGACAAAAGCUGAAUUGCUGAGUUUUGAUUUAACAGCUGCCUAACCAUCUCUGCUGUAAGUGCCACCAGCUUGAAACAGGUAUGUCACCUUGCAGUAGGAAGACUGCUAAUGUGUUUUUUCUGCAUUUCAAUAGCUUGUUUAGUUACAUGUCAUCUGUCUUCUUGGGUCCAUCCUGUCACCAUCUCUGUCUCAUCAUUGUCUCCCCUCUGACCAUUUGCCUCACAAAUUAAUUUGACAAAUUUUCUUGCUAAGUUUUUCCAACAACCAGUUUGAUAUUUCAGAACAGCCAUCCUGCCUUUGAGACAUCGUUAUAAGUACAAAAGCUAUAGGGAGGGAAGAGGAAGUGAGAGAAUAUUUCAGUUGGAAGGAACAUCAGAGAUCAUCUAGCCCAACUGCCUGAGCAUUCCAGGGCUCGCCAAAAGUCAAACCACGUUACUGAGGGCAUUGUCCAAAUGAUUCUUAUACACUGAAAGCCAUAGGGCAUCAAACACCUCUCUAAGAAUCUGUUCCAAUGUUUCAUCACUCUUACAGUAAAAAAAGGCAUUGUGCUUUGUGCUUUUCCCACAUGUCCUGUCAUUGGUGACUAGGAACCAGAGCCUGGCACCUCACUCUGCAUUUCCCCUCCUUAGGGACCUGCAGAGAGCAAUGAGGUCACUUCUCAGCCUCCUCCAGACUAGACAACCCAAAUGUCCUUUUACCAGCUUUGUUGCCCUCCUCUAGAUGCUUUCAAGGACCUUAAAAUUCAUUUUAUAUUGUGGAGUGGCAGAUCUGCACAUAAUAUUCAAAGUGAGGCCACAUCAGUGCUAAAUACAUGGGGAGAAUCACUUCCUUUGAUCAGUUGACUAUGCUGUGUUCAGUGCAUCCCAAAAUGCAGUUUGCCCACUUGUCCAGUGCAUACUGCUGGCUCAUGCUCUCUUGGGCACCCCCAAGGCCAUUCCUCCUGAGAUGCUCUCCAGCCAUUCUUCUCCCAGUCUGUACCUGCAUCCAUCCCAGUUGCAGAACCUAGCAUUUUCCUUUGUCGAAAUUCACGCUACUGAUCAUAUCUAAUCUUCCAAUCUUAUUUAGAUCCCUCUGCAAACCCUCUGAUCCCUCCAGAGUCAACACUACCUCCCAGUUUAGUGUCAUCAGCAAACCUGCUAAGGAUGUAUUGAGCUUCUGCAUCCAGUAAAUAGAACUGGCCCCAGAACUGAGCCUUUGAGAAUACUGCUACUGACCAGCUGCUGCUGACCAGCUGCCAGUCUGAUGUAGCCCCAUUCACAUGUAGGACACUUUAAGCUCUGUCAUUCAGCCAGAUCAUCACUCAGUAUAGUAUGAACCUGUUUAUCACACCGUUGCACAAUUUGUCCAAAAGGAUGCCGUGAGAGACAGUAUCAAAGGCCUUACUUCCAGAAAGAAUAUGUGCAAUGCCUAUCCUUCUCCCACCAAGUGGUUAGAGGACUUUUCCAUUUUGGCUAUGUUCCUUAAGUACCUUUCAGUAUCCCCAGGAUAACCUUCUCCAUAACUUUUCCAGGACCAAAAUGAGACACCUAGGUCUGUAGUUUCCUGGAUCUUCUCUCAUGUCCUUACAGUUUUGUGACCACAAUGGACCAAUGUGACCACUGCUUCUCAGGUCACAGUCAUUCAACACAAAAGACCAGGCAGUCCAAGAUCUAUCAUUAAUAGUAAAAACUAAGGCAAAAAGUCAUUCAAUGCCUUCACCACUUUCUCAUCCCUACUUGUUAGCUGACCAUCAAGUAUUAGCCCAGUGUUUUCCUUAAACCUCCUGUUGCUACUGACAUACUUAGAAAAAUAUUUUUUGUAUAUCUGGCAUCACAGUAGCCACUGUCAACUAAAAUAAGCUUUGUUUUUUCUCACACUUUUCCCUGCAGAUGCAAACUGCCACCUUGUACUCUCCCUCUGAAGCCAGAUUUUGCUUCUAAAGCUCAUGUAUUUUCUUUUUCUGCCCUAGUUCCAGGAGGAUUUUCCUAUUCUCAAACAACAGACCCAGGGUGGCUCCUCUUAGAGUUGGUUCACUCAGUACUUGUGACAGGAUGUUACCUUAAACAUGCUUCAGAAAUUUUCAGAAUACUUGUCAUGAUAGUAUAAUAUUCUAAGUUUAUGGUUGGAAAAGUGAAGUCUCACAAAAGGACAAGGUAAUCAAUCCCGAAAUAUCCCCUAAUUGCCUAUAGCUUGUCUGUGCUACUGUCCUGGGUGGGCAGUAGACAGUAGACACCUAGAACAACUUCCACUUUGCUACCUGUCUCCUCCUCAUCCAGAAGCCCCCUGCCACAUCAUCCCUAAUGGCAAUGACCAUACAGCCUAGUCUCUCCCUUAUGUACAAUGCAACACCUCCCCCCAGCCUGCCUGGCCUAUGCCUCAGGAACAGCUGAAAAUCUUCCAUCCCAGCAUUCAGUCAUGGGACUCAUCCCACCAAGUCUCACAACAAUAUCAGUGCUCUGGCAGAGGAACAAAUCUUCCAGUUCAUCCCAUUUGUCUCUCAUACUAUGUGCAUUAGUAUAUAAGCAUUUCAGAAUGCUCCUGAAUAUGCAGUGUUCUUUGGAAUGACACAGACGAUCCCAUUAGCCUUGCUACCCUCAGACAGUGCCAUAUCAUCCUUAGGCAUAACCUCGGUGCUCCUAAUGGUAUCCCCUUCCCUCAUUGAUCCUAGUUUAAGUUUAAAUCCUCUCAGUCAGUCUUGCCAAGUUAGAGACUAAGAAACAUUUUCCCCAUUGAGAUAGGUGGAAAUCAAGUGGCACCAGAUCAUAGAUGUCUCUUGUCUAGAAGAGUUUUUCCAUGUCUAUAAAACCCAGCAUAUUUGUGGAGGCACCAGUCCUGGAGAUAGGCAUUGAGUCACCUAUGACUGCUUCCUGCUGCUUCUUCACAGCACCAGUCUCAAUUUUGCUGCUGAGAGGUUACCUGGUGGGAAAACUUACAAAUACAUCUUCUUUCAUCUUUUCAAAAUCUCUCGUCUGCCACAUCGAGAGCAGAAUCAGAGAGAAAUACUUCAGGAAUCCUGUGUAGCUUAGUUUAGACUUCUGGUGAACAAUUUCUUUUGGCUCUAUUUACAGCUACAGCUUCAGCUGAACUGCUUUUUAUAAAAUGGUUUGCAGUCACUUGGUGCUCGUACUAAAUUACAAAACAGCACUUGCACAGUAGCAUACAUAUCUCUGUGUAGGAAGCUGAUGUCAGACAACUAUUGUUUAAAACUACACUGCUCACAUAUUUUGUGGUAAUUUGACUAAUGUUACAAAGAGAAUCCAAAUUGGUAGAGGGAUAUUAUUAGAUAAGCAGAUGGAAAUUGUCAUGAAUGAUUAAAAGUCUAUAGAGUGCAAAUUUCUCUUCAUUGCACUUGAAAAGAAGCAAGAUGCUAGCUACAUUAUUCAGUUUAUUAGUGAAUGGGGAAUGGAAGCUAUAUAGUAGAAAUGGGAGGUUUACAUCAUAUGUGGGCUCAACAUGCCUACAAGAAUUGGUUAUAAAGAUUUAGGUAUCCUGAAUGCUUUGUUUGUUUUUAAAUUGAUGUUCAGUAAAAAUCAAGAUGUCUGAAAAACUCCUGUUUCGAAAGAGCUUGCAAAAAAAUACUAACAAUUACAAUAAUGGCAGGAUUGCACCUAUGGCACUAAUACUGCAGUUGCCAAAAAGAGCAGCAACAUGAUAGAAUCAUAGAAUAUCUCAAGUUGGAAGGGACCCAUAAGGCUCACUGGGUCCAACUCCUGCCUCCACACAGGACUACCUAAACAUGAGACCAUAUGUCUGAGAGCAAUAUCCAAACACUGUUUGAACUCCACCAGGUUGGUAUCGUGGCCACUGCCCUGGGCAGCCUGUGCCAGGGCACAAAAUGAAGCUAGUCACAUAUCCCCAGGCAGUACAGGAGGGAAAAGAACAGUCAGUUACAUGUGUGUAUUAAUA